AUGUCAAUAUUAAAAGCUGUUUUUCUUUCUUUACUGGCCAUUCUCGCGAGCAUUUUGUCACCUGUUUUUUCCUGUUAUUUCUCUUUCUCUCCUCUCUCUCUCUCUCUCUCACUGUUCUUCUUUUAUUCCCUUUCUUUCACUAUCUCACUACAUUCUUCCUUCUUAUUUGUUUAUCUCUUUCUUCUUCUAUCUUUCCUCCUUGAGUUUUUCUUCCUAUCUCUCUCUCUUCUUGUUUUGUUCCCUUUCCAUCCCCCGCUCCCUUCUUUCUUUCUUUCUUUCUUUCUUUCUUUCUUUCUUUCUUUCCCGCUUUUCUCCCUUUUUCUCUUUUUAUUUCUCUUCAUCAUUCUAUCUUUUUUCACUGUGAUCCCUUUACCCUUUCUCUUCCUCUCUCUCUCUCUCUAUCUCUUUCUCUCUCUCUCUUCUCAUUUUCUUCCCUUUUCCACUCCCUCACCAUUUCACUGUCUCCAUUAUUCCCUCUUCCUAUUUCUCUAUCUUUUCUUUCUUUCUCUCUUUCUUCUACUAUCACUCCUUCUAUGCAUCUCUCUCUAUCUUUUUUUCUCUCUGUCUCUAUUUAUCUAUCAUUCUCUUCUCGCAGUGACCCCUUUCCCACUCUCACACGAUCGCACUUCUUUCUUUCUUUCUUUCUUUCUUUCUUUCUUUCUUUCUUUCUUUCUUUUCUCACUGUCUUUCUUUUCUAUUUCACUCCGUUCUUUUUAUUUAUCUUCCUCUCUCUCUUUCUCUUCUUUUCUCGCUGAUUUUCUUUCCUUCUCAGCCUCCCCUUCUUUCCUUACUUAG
This is a messenger RNA of Acanthosepion pharaonis, 795 nucleotides long. The record is from the annotation of a GenBank genome assembly. NCBI's taxonomy places the organism in Eukaryota, Metazoa, Mollusca, Cephalopoda, Sepiida, Sepiidae.